Molecule: messenger RNA, 1227 nt
Organism: Rhodofomes roseus
Lineage: Eukaryota; Fungi; Basidiomycota; Agaricomycetes; Polyporales; Fomitopsidaceae
Exons: 1
Coding region: 1-1227 (408 amino acids)
Source: RefSeq, a predicted model, not a curated record
AUGGUCAAACAAGCCCACCAAACUGCGGCCCAGCUACUUCGACCUCUGGCCAACAUAGUAGACCUAACAACAAGUGGCGAAAUCACAUCAGUAGCCUACUCAGUACAGCAUAUACCGAAAGACGUACCGAUCCGAUUCGUAUGCGAAUCACUCUUCCUACGCGACGCCCUGUGUAAGAACCUACAGCGUUGGGAAGACACUGAUUGGCUUGGCAUGCCCAAUAAACUCGCGCUGAAAGACAUAAUAAACGUUCUACGUCAGAGAUGUGCCCCUACCUCAUUCCGGUCGGCCAGCACACACAAAGAAUGGCAUAUCAUUGAUGAAGGACGGCACCUUGUAAAGCACCUCAUAGACAGCAAUGGCCUCAAGACUGUCUCCAUGAACCUCGACCCGACCCUCCACCUUUCAGGGGCGAAGCUGUCAAACAUGUCACAGCGAACAGCCUACCGUCUCAUCAUACAACGACGCUCUAUUCCAGAACGACGAUCCACAACGCUGACUGUCAGUGCAGUACUACUCAGCAUUAACCUAAUCUCAGAAAGCUUAGUACCCGCCGCGGACCUUUGGAAAAGCAUUCGUAACCAGGACUUCCGCCUACCAAUCUCAGACUUCUUGUGGAAAUGCCUCCAUUGCGCUUUCCGAGUAGGCCGCUUCUGGGCGAAAAUACCGGGCUAUGAAGAAAGAUCAAUGUGUCAAUACUGCGGUGUCGUAGACUCAAUGACACACAUACUAACAGAAUGUACGGCCCCAGGCCAAGAAGAGUUAUGGUCGAUGGCCGGCAAUCUAUGGCAGCGUAAACAAGCUGCCUGGACCAAGCCAGACCUCAACGGCAUCCUUAGUGUAGGUAUGCGCCGGUGGAUAUCUGAAAGAAAGAAACGACGGCCCUUUGUAGAGCGUAUGUGGCGCAUUCUGAUCUCUGAAACCGCCUACCUUAUAUGGUGUCUGCGCUGUGAACGAACCAUUGGACACGCUUCAGAUGAACAAUGGACUCACUCAAUGCCUGAACUCCGUGCAAGAUGGGGGAGCACACUCAACCGAAGGCUCCACCUUGACAUCGCCAUGACUCAUAAAAGACACGGAAGAGCUGCUAUAUGGCCAACCUUAGUCACUGGCACAUGGUGCGGAACCUUACGCGACGAGAUUGCGCUUCCUGACGACUGGACAAAGAUCAAUAGGGUUUUAGUGGGUAUUGAUCCUAGCACCUACGAUAUCUGGGAUGUAGGAUAA